GCCAGCCAGCACCGCGGGUGCUCCACGCUCCUGUCGGUCUGUUAGUGCUACCACCGUCCACCGCAGGGCACGCCCACCAGUAACACCCGGACACCACCACAGUUAGCACGCUGCCUGACGGGAGCAUCAAGGGAACUGAACUGAACUGAACUGGGGACUGACCGGUCGAGAUCCCGAGGUUUAAACCACCUCGCUGGCGAUCCAUCUUUCUUGCUUGUUGUUCUCCCGUCUCGUAUCCUUUAUAUAUCAAUACAAACUAUUCUCCUGUCCUUCCACACCGUCCUCUCUUCCUUCUACUGAAUCAUUUCUGCCCUUUCCAUUCUUCUGAGGAUACCCAACAAGCAGCCGUUGAUUCUUGAUUUCUAUUCAUCCAUUUAUCUAGUCGACUAGUAAUCGUAUAAUCAUUCACAAUGGGUGCUCUCGACAGACUUUCUCAGAUCGGCAACCAGAUCUCCGCUGGUGUUACCGGUGGUGGCCGUGACCAGAUUCUCCAGAAGAACGCCGAUGAUAUCGUCGUCACCUGCGCUCUCCGCACUCCCUUCACCAAGGGUGGCAAGGGUGGCUUCAAGGACACUCACGCUGCUGACCUGAUGGCCGGUGCCCUCCGCGGCCUCAUCGAGCGCUCCAAGAUCGACCCCUCCCUCGUCGAGGACAUCAAGGUCGGCACCGUCCUCGCCCCCGGCGGUGGUGCGACCGAGAUGCGCGCCGCCGCUCUCGUCGCCGGCUUCCCCGAGUCCACCGCCGUCCACACCCUCAACCGCCAGUGCUCCUCGGGUCUCCAGGCCUGCGUCGACAUCGCCAACGCGAUCCGCUCCGGUAUGAUCGAAGUCGGUGUCGGUGCCGGUGUCGAGUCCAUGUCCACCAACUACGGCCCCGCCGCCGUCGCCGAGUUCUCGGACCUGCUCGAGUCCCACAAAGAGGCCGCCAACUGCAAGGUGCCCAUGGGUGUCCUGUCCGAGGACAUGGCCAAGGACAAGGGCGUCUCGCGCAAGGACCAGGACGCCUUCGCUGCCUCUUCGUUCCAAAAGGCUGUCAAGGCCCAAAAGGAGGGUCUCUUCAAGGAGGAAAUCCUCCCGCUCAAGGCCAAGUUCGAGGACCCCAAGUCAGGCGAGACCAAGGAGAUCCUGGUUGACCGCGACGACGGCAUCCGCGACGGUGUCACGGCCGAGUCCCUCGGCAAGAUCCGCGCGGCUUUUGCCAAGGAUGGCUCCAUCCACGCCGGCAACGCCUCGCAGGUCUCGGACGGUGCCGCCGCCGUCCUGCUCAUGAAGCGCUCUACCGCCGAGAAGCUUGGUCAGCCCAUUCUCGGCAAGUUUGUCGCCGCUUCCGUCGUGGGCGUCAAGCCUCUUCUCAUGGGCAUCGGCCCCUGGAAGGCCAUUCCCAAGGUGUUUGAGCUCACGGGCAUCAACAAGGACGACGUCGACAUCUUUGAGAUCAACGAGGCGUUUGCUUCGCAGUGCUUGUGGUGCGCUAACGAGCUUGGUAUUCCCAUGGAGAAGAUCAACCCCAAGGGCGGUGCCAUUGCUUUCGGUCACCCGCUUGGCUGCACCGGUGCCCGCCAGGUUUCUACCCUUCUCUAUGAGUUGAAGAGGACAGGCAAGAAGGUUGGUGUUACGUCCAUGUGCGUUGGUACCGGUAUGGGUAUGGCUGCCGUUUGGGUGGCCGAGUAAGCAAGCGGUUGUGACGACAAAAAAUGGGCGUUGGGUUUCCUUUCCUCUCUUUGAUAUAGCAUAUUUUGUGCAAUGAUUGCAUGUCAACAACAAUUCCUGUAACUUUAGAACAACAGCGUUUAUUGUUUUUCCCUUGGAUACCAUAUGCGAUUCAUUCAUUUGGUUUAGCUCAAAGCUCCUGCUCUUACAUCCAUGUACGUGUAAAAGGUUGGCAACGAUAUGCAACCACCUCGUCACGUACCCCGUUGCACUUCUUACCGGCAGCGUCAUCCGAUAACCGCCCGCGCGGAAGCAGACAUGGUUCAAGUCGCUAGUUACCUAAGUAUAGGUACUGUGUAGCCAUGAGACCAUGGGAACUUUGUUCCUACAAGUACAGUGCUUGUCCGGUCGGUAUGUAGCGAGGAAAGCGGGCAGGCAGCACUGAAACGGGCGGUCAUCCUCCUCCGUUCGCAUACCGACAAUCGAUGUGGUGGUUUCCCUUAGCCUCUUAGCCUCACGAGGGUCUUGUAUGAUAAACCUCUCUCCGGUAGCACAUGUCCCAGGUCCUGCCCUGUCUUCUCGAACUACAAGUACCGUACUUUGGGGGCUUCAGGUCUCCAAUUUCUCCCGUUGUAACCAUCCCACAUGCCAAAUGCCACAUGCCACAUGCCACGUCUCUCUUCUCGGUUUGUUUCACCAUUACCAUAGAAAGACACUAGAAGCCAAGUUUGAAACAA
Molecule: messenger RNA, 2386 nt
Organism: Neurospora crassa OR74A
Lineage: Eukaryota; Fungi; Ascomycota; Sordariomycetes; Sordariales; Sordariaceae
Product: 3-ketoacyl-CoA thiolase
Exons: 3
Coding region: 411-1670 (419 amino acids)
Biological process (GO): fatty acid beta-oxidation; phenylacetate catabolic process
Cellular component (GO): peroxisome
Molecular function (GO): acetyl-CoA C-acyltransferase activity
Source: RefSeq, a predicted model, not a curated record